Daucus carota subsp. sativus is the source of this 1083-nucleotide messenger RNA. RefSeq names its product protein CHAPERONE-LIKE PROTEIN OF POR1, chloroplastic. Gene Ontology annotation, cellular component: chloroplast membrane. Bases 84 to 956 code for a protein of 290 amino acids. NCBI's taxonomy places the organism in Eukaryota, Viridiplantae, Streptophyta, Magnoliopsida, Apiales, Apiaceae. The transcript has 3 exons. The record is from RefSeq and is a predicted model, not a curated record.
UAUUGUUUCACUCCCACAAGCAAUACCAAUAAGCAAUAAACAAAAUCAACCACCCAAUCAUCUCUUGGACUUCAUACAAACAAAUGGCUACAACUCUCUCGGUCCGGCCCAACCGCGCCAUCUUCUGCCGUGACUCUCCCCAUUUCCGACGACCCCAUCUGCCGGCGCGUCGAUUAAAGAAUACCCAUCUCGACAAACUCUUCAGCCGAGCCACGGCGCUGAGUUUGAGCCACAGGUCAUUGGUGGGUGUGUUGUUGGCUAGCUCACGAGCUGAUGACUCGGCUCCCUCUGAGAUGUCUGUGGAGAACGCUCUGAAAUUGCUGGGUGUGGAUGAAGGAGCUAGCUUUGAUGAUAUUCUUAGAGCCAAGAAAUCUAUUCUUGCUGGAUGUAAAGAUGAUGACCAAGAUUCUAUUGCCAAGGUAGAGGCUGCAUAUGAUAUGUUGCUCAUGCAGAGCUUCUCACAACGAAGAGCUGGAAAAGUUAUUAAUAAUAGCAUUAGAUAUGCUGAUGUUAAACCUGUUGCUGCUCCUCGGCUGGGAUCAGCACCAAAGUGGCUGGAAGCAACUAUGAAAAAUUCCCCAGUUUCAAUUGAAUCACCAUCCACCACAGAUUUGGGCAUACAAGCUGGAGUAUAUGGAGCUCUAAUGGCGCUAACCUAUGCUAACGGAGCUUCUACAUCUUCAACGGGUUUAUAUAGCGGAGCUGAUGUUUCUGGAUUGGUUGUUGCGUCUAGUUUUGCUGCCUCCUUAUAUUUCAUGACCAAAAAGAAUGUUAAGCUAGGGAAGGCAACUUUAAUUACAAUUGGGGGGCUUGCGGCUGGUGCAGUUGUGGGGUCAGCUGUUGAGAACUGGUUACAGGUAGACAUCGUCCCAUUUCUUGGGGUACACUCCCCUGCUACGGUUGUGAGUGAAUUUAUUAUUUUUUCUCAGUUUUUGGUUUCUUUGUACUUGCGAUAGAAAAAGGGCAUUAAAUCUUUCAGAUGCUGGUCACUUGCUUCUGUGAGAUGUGUAAUUAAAUGUAUUUGUGCAAAUAGAUUGUUAGAACUUUACAUCAGUUGAAAUAUAUUGCUUUCAAAUGGUAAAA